This is a messenger RNA of Fragaria vesca subsp. vesca, 1101 nucleotides long. RefSeq names its product EIN3-binding F-box protein 2-like. Bases 1 to 1101 code for a protein of 366 amino acids. The record is from RefSeq and is a predicted model, not a curated record. Gene Ontology annotation, cellular component: SCF ubiquitin ligase complex. Gene Ontology annotation, biological process: SCF-dependent proteasomal ubiquitin-dependent protein catabolic process. Lineage: Eukaryota; Viridiplantae; Streptophyta; Magnoliopsida; Rosales; Rosaceae. The transcript has a single exon. Gene Ontology annotation, molecular function: protein binding.
AUGUCUGCCCAAACCGAAGAAACAGGGCCAAUUUCUCUUCUGAGCGAAGAUUUACUGUCCUUGAUCCUCAACAACGUCACCGACCAAGAACAUAGAAACUGGUGCUCCGAGGUUUGCAAGCAAUGGCUUAAACUCGAAGGUCUAAGCCGAUCAUCACUCUCCGCUCGCAAACCCGAGUUUCCUCUUGCUAUACUGAACAGGUUCCCGAAUCUUGUCCAAUUCCAAACCACCCAACUCACGACAGAUUCCGACCUCGAACUCCUCGCCCGGAAAUGUCCCAAACUUGAGGAAGUCAAGGUGGUGGAUUUCACCUCAUGCCAACAAGGCUUCUUGGGUCGGAAAGGCAUGUCGGCAUUGGGAUAUGGUUGUCCUAAAUUGUCCAAGGUCUCGCUGAUUGGGGACAAGAUUGGAAAUGCUGCCGUUGUGGAGCUUGUGAAUGUUGCGCGGAGCUUGUCGUCAUUGGUAUUGGGGCAUAAUUUGAUUGGGGAUAUUGCUCUCAGAGCCAUUGCAUGGUCUUCGGUUACGAUUCUCGAGUUGAAGAGCUGCUGCAAUGUUACCGAUGACGGGUUGGGUUGUUUGGCUAGCGGGUUUACCUUGAAAAGACUCAAGACAUUGGUGGUAAAGAGGUGUAAGGUCACGGAUGAUGGGGUGAAGAGUUUGAAGAAAAUGCGCAGCUUGGAGAAGCUGAGUUUGUGUUGGUGUACCGGAGAGAUUACAGAUGUUGGAGGAAUGGCGAUAUCUGCGAUUCGGAAUCUCAAGGAGUUGAAAUUGAAGGGGAUAUAUGGCGUGUCAGACCUUACCGUUUCCGCGCUUGCAUUUUGCAAGAAGUUGGAAGUGCUUGAUUUAAGUGGCUGUGAAGGGGUGACAGGACCUGGCAUUCGUGCAUUUUCAAGUCACCAAGGCUUGAGGCGCCUUGUGUUGCUCGGUUUGAGGAGUUUUGGUCUUUCUGAUGUAGAGACCUUGGUGCUUGGGUGCCCGUCGUUGGACGUUGAUUCUGUUGUGGUGGAAGAAAGAUGGAGGAAGGAUCCUACUUGGAGAGAUGAGUUGAUGCAUUGGAAAACUAGAUUAGUUCUCAAGUUCUCUAAAUAUAAGCAUCACUAG